Molecule: messenger RNA, 1468 nt
Organism: Hippocampus zosterae (dwarf seahorse)
Lineage: Eukaryota; Metazoa; Chordata; Actinopteri; Syngnathiformes; Syngnathidae
Gene: cradd
Product: CASP2 and RIPK1 domain containing adaptor with death domain
Exons: 2
Coding region: 289-1044 (251 amino acids)
Biological process (GO): signal transduction; regulation of apoptotic process
Cellular component (GO): CBM complex
Molecular function (GO): protease binding; death domain binding
Source: RefSeq, a predicted model, not a curated record
UUAGCUCAUUCAAAAUCGAACCGUAGAUCCUCUUUUGGGAAAUCGAAGUCCUCCGCGUGAGAGUUGCGAACGUUCGAAGUGGACUACUUGAGCGAAGCAAGUCUGGUCAGACACCAAAAACGGCCAAAGCAGCGGCCAGCGUGGUUAGCGGCUUAUUUGUAUAUCAAGGCAAGUCAGCGUUGUUGUCAAAUAUGCUCAAUUGGGACUCUCGGAUGAAAUUUCUUUGCUCUCAACCAUUUAUGUACAGUGUUUGUCUCUCUCGGAUUGGAUUUCUUCAUUUAUUUAGACAUGAGUUCCCUCUCCUGGUGUUCCUGGUCGGACAUAACAACAAAAAGCACAAAUCCGGAAGUAGGCAGCGUCGCCAAGAAGAGGACGAAGCGAAUGCCCAUGGAUCCGGUCCACAAAGAGGUUCUGCGGACGCUGCGUGUGGAUUUGUCCGAGCAGCUGCUGGUGUCGGACGGCGUGCUGCCUCUCUUGUAUCAGGAGGACAUCCUGACGGCCGCGCAGGUGGAGGAUAUCUUGGCCGAGAGCACCGACCGGAAGCGGUGCCUCAAGCUGCUCGACGUUCUGCCGAGGCGCGGCCCGAAUGCCUUCGGGGUCUUCCUGCGAGCUCUCGACGACUUCGCCUGGCUCCGAGAACGACUGCUGCAAGAGCUCCGCGACCGGACCUGCACCGGGACCGGGACCGCCACCGCACCGCUCGGGGCUCCGACGAGCCUCCGGGGAUCGUCGUCGACCACUGAGGUCGCGUGCGGCCUUCCAGACCACGUGGCCCAGCAAGUUCCUUCCGAGCGUCAGCUCUCGCGUCUGGCCUCGGUGCUGGGUGACGAGUGGGAGUCGGUGGCGAUGGACCUGGGCGUGUCGUCCGCCGCCCUGUUCCGUUGCCGCGCCGACAACACGCCGUGUUGCCGCGACGCCGUGCUGGCCGCGCUGUUGCUGUGGCGACGCUCGCAAGGGAAGAACGCCACAGCCCGACGGCUGCAACAAAGUCUGCGGGCCGCAGGCAUCCACUCCGCCGUCCUGCGGGAUGUCAUGAUGGCGUGACCCAGACCGAAGCCUCGUUUGGGCUGAAUAGUUUUAUUUACAUUUUUUUAAGAUGCACUUCAAUUCCAUUUUGAAGGCUGGACUAAGAUAAAAAAAAAAAAAACGGCGUCAUUUGCUGCAGCGGCGGUAAAAGUAGAAAUGGUAGUCUGUGAACAGCGCCCCCGCGAAGUUAUGGUUGGUACUGCAGUCGGCUUGGCCCUGUGCACAAGUUGUAUGACACAAGACACUGAGUAGUGCAUGAACAAUUUCAGAUUAUUUUGGAUUCAUCAUUAUUUUUUUGUCGGCAACACAGAGGCGAUAAUACCCGAGGCUUUUUUUGAGUGUGUGAGUGCGCAGGGGUUUAAUUGCUGAUUUGUAUUUUUCAAGUUGUCAACUUGCUAUCGGUGCACUUAAUGAUUAUUUAAUUCUAAAACGGGACAUUUCA